AUGUUUGUUAAGCAGCUUCUUCCCGCCCUCGCGGCAAUCGGCUCGGUCGCAGCCCAAUCCGGGACCUGCACCGUCUCCACGACCACCGUCAACAGCCAGGCCGAGGCCACCAAGCUCGCGAGCUGCCGGACCGUCAAGGGCACCGUCGUGAUCGGCUCGGAAAGUGGCGCCACCAUUGAUCUGUCGGGCCCCGAGGAGAUCACUGGCGAUCUCAUCGUUCGCAACAACAGCCAGCUCGCGACCUUCUCGAGCUCCAGCGUGCAGAAAAUCGGCGGCAACUUCAAGCUGGAAGAAGCCACUUUCCUCACCUCGCUCCAGUUCCCCGAGCUCACCGAGGCCCGGUCGAUCGAGUGGGUGUCGGUCACGCUUCUCAACACCGUGAGCCUUGGACCUUUGACCAAGGCCGACAACGUCAGGCUCAGCGACACCUUCCUGGACACCCUGGACGGCUUCGCGCUCUCCAGCGCCAAGUCGUUCAAGCUCGACAACAACCGUCGUCUUUCCGAGUACAAGUCGAAGCUGACUCAGGUCAGCGGCGAGCUAAUCAUCCAGGCCAACGGUCUCGAUCUCGAUGUCGACCUGUCGGACCUGAUUUGGAUCGCCAACAUGGAGGUUGCCAACGUGACCCAGUUCUCCGUCCCGGCCCUCAAGGUCGUCAACGGCUCCGCUCGUUUCGAUUCCAACCUGUUCGAGUCCUUCAGCGCCCCCAACCUGACCCACACCGAGACCGGUGACAUUUCGUUCGUCGGCAACGGCUUCCUCCAGAACAUGACCUUCCCCAAGUUGACCGAGAUCGCCGGUGGCCUCCUCAUCGCCAACAACACCGGCCUGGACCGUGUCACCUUCUUCCCCAAGCUGACGAAGGUCAGCGGUGCUAUCAAGCUCCGUGGCAACUUUACCGAGGUUGGCUUCCCGGAGCUUAAUAUCGUCAGGGGUGCCUUUGAUGUUUCCAGCACUGCCAACAUUGAGAAGUCGUGCGACAAGCUCAAGGAGUCUGCUCCCCGUAGCCAGGGUGGUGAUGGCACCAUCGAGGGCGUCUUCACCUGCACGUCCGACAACGACAAGGCUAACGAGGAUACUGACGGGUCGACCUCCGACUCUGGCGACAUCGACGGCAGCGAUGAUGAUGAGAACGGUGCCGCCGGUCUUGUCCUGAACGCCGCCCUCUUCGGUCUCGUCGCCGUCGCUGGCCUCGCCUCGGCUCUCUAAUGAUGGAUGCCUUGUCAAUUUGGGAACCUGGA
This is a messenger RNA of Chaetomium fimeti, 1241 nucleotides long. RefSeq lists its product as uncharacterized. The transcript has 3 exons. NCBI's taxonomy places the organism in Eukaryota, Fungi, Ascomycota, Sordariomycetes, Sordariales, Chaetomiaceae. Gene Ontology annotation, biological process: fungal-type cell wall organization. Gene Ontology annotation, cellular component: fungal-type cell wall; plasma membrane. The record is from RefSeq and is a predicted model, not a curated record. The coding region runs from base 1 to 1209 and encodes 402 amino acids.